This is a messenger RNA of Armigeres subalbatus, 564 nucleotides long. RefSeq lists its product as uncharacterized. Bases 1 to 564 code for a protein of 187 amino acids. The transcript has a single exon. Gene Ontology annotation, molecular function: nucleic acid binding; zinc ion binding. The record is from RefSeq and is a predicted model, not a curated record. Lineage: Eukaryota; Metazoa; Arthropoda; Insecta; Diptera; Culicidae.
AUGGAGGCUUUCAAAUUUAAUUCCAUUUCGCAGAAGGAGAAGCAGACGUUUGCUGAAUUCGAGACUGAGCUGCGAACGCGAGUUCAGUACUGCGAGUUUAGUUGUGGUACAUGUCAAACGCCGUAUAGUGACCGUAUGCUGCGUGAUAGGAUUAUAAUCGGAAUCCAGGAUAAAAAGCCGCAAUUGAAACUAUUGGACGGCCGAGAUGAUCCCCUUACCAAAAUUGUCGAAACAUGUAAAGUAUUUGAAGCUGCAUCAGAAAACAAACUACUGCUGGAUCGAAGAAGCAAUCUUCUGGAAGUGAAGCUGGUUCCAAAGAAGGAAGACGUCGUUCCGGAAGUGAAAACUGUUGAUACAAUCACACGCAAUCGUUGCUACAGCUGUGGAAGGCAGUUCAACCAGAACCAUCGGAGGGUCUCUCCGGCCCUGAACGCCGAGUGUUACUCUUGCGGUGAGGUUGGUCACUACAGCAAGUGCUGCCGCAAAGCCAACGAGCAAAAUGCUGAAAAUAAAGCCAACGAGAAGCAGCCAGCAAUCAUCGAAGCGAAACGAAGGCUCCGGUAA